AAACUAGAGAUCAAGCUAAAUUCUUUGAUUUGUGAAAUGGGUCAACAAAAAAAAUCAAAAUUGAGUUGGUUUACCUUCCGUUUUAAACAUUUUUUAGUAUCGAAGUUGUGGGUAUGAGCGAGGCGCGAGAACUUAGAAGAGAGGGUGGAAAGAAUUCAAUAUUAAGCGGGAGAGUUGGGCCUGCCGCUUUCGGCAUUCAUGGAGGUUGAAACUUUGCUAAAACUCGGGAAGUGACUUGCCGCAACGCUCUGUAAUCAUCAUUUAGUCCAAUUAUUCUUCGCGCCCACAUCAAAGCGUUAGCCUCUCUACUCACCUUUCGGGUUUCGGCUUCGACCUUCUUAGGGUUAGUCUCUUUGCUUUAACUUGAUGGUCAAUUUACAUAUAACUGCUUGGUUUUCAGGUGGGGGUCAUUCCACUCUGUCGCUGGUGGGAAAAAGAAGCUACCUCUAAUUCAAACCUCCUCGUCAUUGUUGGUGCUUGGCGCUCUGUGCUUCCGGCAUUCAUGGAGGGCUUGCAGAAUGCUCUAAACGACCGUGGGUUAACGGUUACUAUUCUGCCGGAGAAGGGCCGGAGCCUCUUCACCACCAGGAAUUUUCAUCCGGGAGAAGAAAUAAUUAGCCAAGAACCUUAUGUUUGCGUCCCCAACAACUCGACGGUUGAGUCCAGAUGUGACCGAUGUUUCGCAUCAAUAAACCUCAAGAAAUGCUCAGCUUGCAAAGUUUCAUGGUAUUGCAGCAGUACGUGCCAGAAGUCGGAGUGGAAGUUGCAUCGUCUUGAAUGUGAUGCUCUUGCAAGGCUCGACAAGGAUAGGCAUAAAUCUGUUACUCCAUCUAUAAGGUUGAUUAUCAAACUCUUUAUCCGAAGAAAACUGCAAAGUGAAAAGGUCAUACCUACGACCGCAACAGACAAUUAUAAAUUGGUGGAGGCACUAAUAGAUCACAUGUCUGGCAUAGAUGAAAAACAAUUGGUGUUGUACGCUCAGAUGGGAACUCUUGUGAAUUUGAUCCUGCAGUGGCCAGAAAUGAACGUAAAAGAAAUAGCACGACACUUCUCCAAGCUUGCAUGUAAUGCACAUACCAUAUGUGACAGUGAACUUAGACCCUUGGGGACUGGACUAUAUCCUGUAAUCUCCAUUAUAAACCAUAGCUGCUUGCCCAAUGCUGUUUUGGUAUUCGAGGGAAGAUCUGCUGUGGUCCGUGCAGUGCAACAUAUACCUGCAGGUGCUGAGGUGUCGAUCAGUUACAUCGAAACUGCUGGAAGCACUAUGACUCGGCAGAAAGCUCUUAAAGAAAACUACUUGUUCACUUGCACAUGCUCUCAAUGCGUUAAAGAUCAAGAAGAUGAAAUCAAAGAAAGUGCAAUUCUGGAAGGAUACAGGUGCAAAAAUGACCAAUGUGAUGGUUUCCUGCUUCGUAAUUCUGAUGACACUGGAUUUACAUGCCAACAAUGUGGACUUGUUCGAAAUAAGGAAGAGAUACAAAACAUUGCUAGUCAAAUAAAAUCGAUAUCAGAUGAAGCUUCUACUUCUAUGUUUCACCAAAAUUGUGGAGAAGCUUUAUUUAUGUAUGAAAAACUUGAGGAACUCCAAAAAAUAUUAUGCCAUCCUUAUUCCAUUAGUUUGAUGCAAACUCGAGAAAAGCUUCUCAAGAUUUCGAUGGAGCUAGAGAAUUGGACAAAAGCUCUACUAUACUGUAAACUGACAAUUUCGGUUUAUCAAAUUAGAGAGAUGACCAGGUUUAAUGUCUCUUCGUGGGCUUUGGUCACUCAACCUUUUUAUGAGUAUGAGCUAGGUAAACUGGCUCGAAUAUGUUGGAUGAAGGGUAAACAUGGAGAACUAUACUCUGGGAUCCAUCCAUUGCUUGGAUUGCAGUUCUAUACUUGUGGGAAAUUGGAAUGGCUACUUGGGUAUACAGAGGAUGCUGUAAAAUCGUAUACCAAGGCAUUCGAUAUACUGCGAAUUACUCAUGGAACUAAUUCAAGUUUCAUGAAGGACCUGCUGCUAAAGUUGGAGGAAGCUCGUGCUGAAGCUUCUUAUAAACACUCGUCUAUGGAGGACGAGUAGACCCGCCAUUACUUUUAAGGGGUGAGCACUUCUCGAAAUAGCUUCCAGUUUCGGGUUCGAGGUUUGCAGAGAAAGAUUUUGACUUGACAGAACUAACUUUUUUUAAACAACUUUUUUUAAACA
Molecule: messenger RNA, 2185 nt
Organism: Cucurbita moschata (crookneck pumpkin)
Lineage: Eukaryota; Viridiplantae; Streptophyta; Magnoliopsida; Cucurbitales; Cucurbitaceae
Product: histone-lysine N-methyltransferase ASHR1
Exons: 16
Coding region: 503-2062 (519 amino acids)
Cellular component (GO): nucleus
Molecular function (GO): protein binding
Source: RefSeq, a predicted model, not a curated record